AGGUAUGGAGUGGGGACUGGAGUUAGAUAGGGUUAUGGUGACUAAAAUGCAUGCAUGCAAAGGAGGGACGUGGGCAAGAAUUGGAUUUGAGCAUGGUGCAAAGAAAACAGAAGAUAUGAAGGCUCGACCUGAGAAAUUUCAGGGAAGUGGAAGCAUCUGGGGACUUUCAGAACGGAAAUCUGCCUGACCUGAGGACAGAACAGGAAGGAAGCAGAUCUUGCCACCAAUGUCAAUGCUGAACUCUGGCUGGCUCCACCAAGAGGACAGUCCCAUCUCCAGGGAGUUAGGUCCUUCGGCCAACUCAGAUGACUCAGGCCACCUGCCAGAAGAGGACCCUGAGGAUACUUCUGCUCAGGACACCAAUCAUGUCCCCAAUUGGCCUGGGCUUCAGACCCUCCUGCAGCAGCUCCCUCCACAGGACAGUGAUGAACGUUACUGCCUGGCCCUUGGGGAGGAUGAACUGGCUGAGUUGCGGCUCUUCUGUGUCCAGCGGAAGCAGAAGGCCCUAGGACAAGGGGUGGCCCACCUGGUAACUCCCCAGCUUGAAGGACACACCUGUGAGAAGUGCAGGGAGCAGCUGAAGCCUGGAGAGUACAGCGUGUUUGCAGCCCCAGCAGGCGAGCAGUGCUGCUGGCAUGGGCCUUGCUUCACUUGCCAGGCCUGUGGCCAGGCCCUGGUAAACCUCAUCUACUUCUACCAUGAAGGGCAUCUCUACUGUGGUCGUCAUCAUGCUGAGUUGCUGCGGCCACGAUGCCCAGCUUGUGACCAGUUGAUCUUCUCCCGGCGCUGCACAGAGGCAGAGGGACGGCGCUGGCACGAGAAUCACUUCUGCUGCCAGGGCUGCGCUGGGCCCCUCCGCGGGGGACAUUAUGCCCUGCCGGGGGGCAGCCCCUACUGCCCCAGUUGCUUUGAGAGCCGCUACUCAGAUGGGGGCUUGAGCCAGGCGGGGACACUGGAAGGACGGACGUCCCUUGGGGAGGGAAGUCCAGACCCAACUGAAAGAAAGGACCACGUCUCGUUAAACGCCGUGUUCACCUCCGGGGCAGAAUUUCCCGCCGCAAUCUCCAGCUCCAGCCUGGAAACCCAGAGUGGGCGGGAGCUAGAACGCCUGGAGACGCCCCAUGAUCCCAAGGAGGACGCGUCCUGCCCAUGUCCCACCUGCUCCUCUUCCUCUGAUUCGGAACCCGAAGGCUUUUUCUUAGGCCAGCGUCUUCCGCGGCUCAGGAAGACCCUCGGAAGCUUCCAGGCAGAGGAUAGCGACACCUCCAGGAAGCAUUGCACCAUUUGCUAGUGGCGCAGCCGAGAUUGGGGGUU
Messenger RNA from Ictidomys tridecemlineatus (thirteen-lined ground squirrel), 1314 nucleotides. The record is from RefSeq and is a predicted model, not a curated record. NCBI's taxonomy places the organism in Eukaryota, Metazoa, Chordata, Mammalia, Rodentia, Sciuridae.